Messenger RNA from Thlaspi arvense, 750 nucleotides. The record is from the annotation of a GenBank genome assembly. Lineage: Eukaryota; Viridiplantae; Streptophyta; Magnoliopsida; Brassicales; Brassicaceae.
AUGGCGACAGUCAAUGAAACCAAAAGCUAUUUGUAUAAUGAAUUAUGGAGGUUAUGUGCUGGACCUUUGUUUGAUCUUCCAAAACUUGGAGGAAGAGUUUAUUACUUUCCUCAAGGAUAUAUACAGCAACUUGAGAUAUCUACAAAUAGUGAGUUUGCCCAAAUGCAGCCACUUUUUGAUAUUCCUUCAAAGAUUCCAUGCAAUGUUAUUGGAAUUCAGCUAAAGGAAGUUGGAACCCCUAUUCCAAUUAAAAAUCAAGAAAACCCACAAUUUUAUUAUUUCAUCAAAGUUUUAAGUGCUUCUGAUACAAAUCCACAUGGUGGAUUAUCGGUUCCAAAAAGCAUGCUCUUGAAUGAUAUGUCUCAUCCUAUACCAACUCAAGAAAUAGUUGCCAAAGAUCUGCAUGGUCGUGAAUGGAGAUUUAAACAUAUAUUUAGAGGUACACUGCGUAUACAUCUUUUCACAACUGGUUGGAAUGCAUUUGUGACCACACUAAUUGGAACUAGAAGAGUAGCUAAUCGAGAAGGCAACAUACCUUCAUUAGUUAUUUCUUCACAUAGUAUGCAUCAGGGAGUAAUAGCUUCUGCAAAGAAUGCUAUGAAUAACAAAUGUAUGUUUAUUAUGCUCUAUAAGCCAAGGUCAAGCCAGUUCAUUGUAGGUUAUGAAAAAAAUUUAGAUGCAGUGAACAACAAAUUCAGUGUAGAUACAAAAUUUACCAUGUUGUUUAAAGAUGAUGAUUUUAAUGAAAAA